ACUCCUUGAGCGGAUUGCUCGUUGCGGCGGCUCUCCCACGUCCUCUCACCCGUAUCUCCACUCAGCAUGGCAGACAACAGAAGAGCCCCGGGCAAUGAAACACAGCAUGGAGCAGCGGUGGGAGUUAAAGUCACCACUGCCAUAAGCGAGUCUUCCUCGAUCCAUAGCGACCGAUUCUUUGGCAUUCCAAGAGAAAUCUCCGGGCUGGAUUUCGACACGGUCACCGGAGUGUUCGACCUUCCAGACUACAUUGAGGAACAAUCCGAAUCAAGCAGUAACAUGCCGCAUGCGAGAAGCGAAGACAAAAUGCGAGGGGCCAACACAGUGGAAUCUCUACAGGAGACGAGGAACGGUCUGUACUUCAACGAUGGGAAGAGGAAAGUGGAUUACGUCCUCGUGUACCAUUACCGGAGACGGUCGUCCGUCCGCGGCUCCCCGGGUCAGCACCGAUUAUCCAUCAUAUCUAACGGCAGUUUUCCCGUCUCUGCCGGCAAGAAGGAUGCGCAGAAAGUGAAGACGGAGCCUGAGGUGGCGGUGGAGUUUGGAGCGGUGGACCACGCAGAAGAGGAGAAAGUCAUGAUCCGGGAGGAGUUUGAAGCAAACCUGAUAGAUGCUGGCCUCGAGAUUGAACGGGACAAAGAACACAAGGUCCAAGGAGUUGGGUUCAUUCGACUCCACGCCCCCUGGCAGGUGCUGAGCCGGGAGGCUGAGUUUCUGAAGAUUAAGCUGCCCACAAAGACGAGCUAUGAGCUAAAGGAAGGAAGUGGGAUUUCUGGGAAAAUGGAUGCAUUUUGGCGCAGGCUCAACCAGCCAUUCCAGCCCAAAGUGCCCCAUGGAAUGGGCCAGAGUCGCACCAAGUUCCUCUCACACUCCUUCUCCCGGGACAAGCUACACCUGUACAACAUCAAGCAGAAGGACACGUUUUUUGACAAUACGACACGCAGUCGAAUAGUUUACGAGAUCCUGAGGCGUACUUCCUGUGUGCGGGCCUGCCAGUCUGUGGGGGUUUCCACGCUAAUAGCUAAAGGUGUCUAUGACUCAGCCUUCCCCUUGCAUGAUGGUGACUUUAAGGACACCGGAGAGGAGCAAAAAAAUGACAGACAGCUCUUGCAUGAUGAAUGGGCAAGAUAUGGAGCCUUUUACAAGUACCAGCCUGUAGAUCUUAUAAGGAAGUACUUUGGGGAGAAGAUCGGCCUGUACUUUGCCUGGCUUGGGGUCUACACCCAGCUGCUCAUCCCCGCCUCACUGGUCGGCGUCAUCGUCUUCUUCUAUGGCUGUGCCACUGUGGACACCGACGUGCCCAGCAUGGAGAUGUGCGACGAGGGGCAGAACUUCACCAUGUGCCCGCUGUGCGACAUCACCUGCGAUUUCUGGAAGCUGAGCAGCGCGUGCAGCACGGCUCGGGCCAGCCACCUUUUCGACAACCCCGCCACCGUGUUUUUCGCCAUCUUCAUGUCCCUGUGGG
This is a messenger RNA of Paramormyrops kingsleyae, 1465 nucleotides long. Lineage: Eukaryota; Metazoa; Chordata; Actinopteri; Osteoglossiformes; Mormyridae. The record is from RefSeq and is a predicted model, not a curated record.